CUUUUCUUCCGCGUGGCUCUCUGGCGCCAAUUAUGUCCCCGGUUCACAGCUGCGUAGUUGGUGUUUCACGGCAGGUUCUGGUGUUAGGAGAUACGAACCACGCAGAGAGCUCAUCAAAAUGACCAGCAGACGAACAAAACGUGAAGAGACCGUGAAGAACCUGACUCCAGAGGCAGCAGUUCGACGGUCAUCUCGCAGAACCCGGCUGACACCGAAGCGCCUCCAGUACUCCCCGGACAGAGCUGACGAGAGCCCCGGGAAGAAGAAGAAAUCAAACUCACAAACAGGAAAAACGCUUCAGAGGAAGACAAUAAAGGAUGAAGAGCCUAUAAACAGUGAUAAAUAUGGUAAUGGUCUUUCUGCGUAUGAACUGGAGCGGCUGGAGAACAUCAAACAGAACCAAGCUUUCCUGUCCUCCAUUAACUUGUUCCAGGCAACGGACGAGUUGAAGCAGCUGACUCGACCAAAGGCUUCACAGCGAGGUUUAAGGUCGCAGCCUUAUGUAAAGGAAGUGCUGCCGCCUCGUAAAUCCCUGCGCCUCCAGAAUAAAGAGGCAGAAAUGCUGGAGCUUCCUCCUGAACCCAGUGGACGGCUCAUCGUCCGGGAUGUAUCUGAUGCUUUACUUAAGCCUUCACUAGUCAAAAAACCUGCUGGCCCUCUACCAAUGAAUCCAGUGAACGUGGAAGAAGACUUCAAGCUCCCUUCAGAACUUCUUAAGCUCUGCUCCGAGGAAGCUACAGAAAGAAAAAUGAAACUGGACAACCUCACAUGAGUCCCUCCACUCAAUGGACCCCAAGACUUUGCGCUGCGUCAGUGUCCACCCUCUCCAGAUGCACUACUUUGCAGUGGCAGAAAGCAGGGUGGUGAGUAUUUAUGACAGCAGGCACCUGAAGAAGACCAAAAACCACGCAGUGUCCCACCUGCACGGCCACACUAAGAGCAUAGCCAGCGCCUACUUCUCACCGUGCACCGGGAACAGAGUUCUUACCACUUGUAUGGACGACUGCAUCAGGAUUUAUGAUACAUCUUCAAUGACAGAAUCUCCUCUGCUGAAAUCCAUCAGGCACAACGUUCAGACGGGCCGCUGGCUGUCGAAGCUGUCGGCGGUGUGGGACCCCAAACAGGAAGACUGCUUUGUGGUGGGGAGCAUGAUGAGGCCCCGCAGGGUGCAGGUGUUCCACGAAAGAGGCCAGGUCCUGCACUCCUACACGGACAGUGAAAACCUGAACACGGUGCUGUCGGUCACCGCCUUCCAUCCCUCGAGGAACGCACUGCUGGGAGGAAACGCCUCAGGGCGUCUUCAUGUCUUCUCCAGCUGAGCUGAAGACCGGGAGCAUCUGUGACCAACAGGUUUGUCAGGAGCUAAUAAAUUUCUACAAAACUUAAUGUUUAGAUACAUCUCAACACUUGAUAGUCUGGUCAUUUUACACAGAGUUUCAGUGUAGUUGCAUUAUAAAUGUACAGAGGAAAAACUUGUAAUAACAUGAAAUUUUUUUAUUUUGCAGCAGACACAUUUAUUGCUACUUUCAGUCAGUUUUCUAUUUAAAAAAAUAUCCAGACAUGGUUUCUUCUGUCAUUAAAUGAUAUAAAACACAUCAGUUUCAGCUCACGUGGGAAACAUCUAUUUUACCUCUGUUUGUUUGUUUUCAGUAGCACACUUUAUUCCCCUCUUUUCUCAGCUGAUUAUUUAAGCUCAUGUUUGUGACUAGCUGCCAACCAGACUGAUGGAGCUCAGUCUGCUCAGAGGUGCUCUGUUAUGUAACCGCUGUGGAAAAUGUUGGUGCAGUCUGUGCAUUUUUUGUUUUACUUUAAAUUAUUGCAUUGCUUACAACAAAAUGACACUCGUGAAACAGUUGACAUUUUGAUAAUCAUCUUGCACAAUUUCUUUUUUUCAUUUUGUAGCUGAUAUUUUUUCCCCAAGAAAAAAACUAUCUAAACAUUAAAGUCUUUUAGUUUGGAAAAGUAAGUGCAGUGAAACAUGUAGGUCAGUUAGUAAAUCUUAAAUGAAUCCUGAUUUUUUUUUUUUUUUAUAAUGUAAAGGCUUAAAAAUGUUAUACACAGCAGUAAAGUGAUUUUACAUUGUGUUAAAUGUUAUUUGGGUCCAUAACUGAGUUCACCAUGUAUUUGUUUUCUUAAAUUUAUAUGUGACUUUUGAAUUAAACUGAAUAUUUUAUACUC
Messenger RNA from Austrofundulus limnaeus, 2178 nucleotides. RefSeq names its product WD repeat domain 76 (gene wdr76). Gene Ontology annotation, molecular function: DNA binding; protein binding. The record is from RefSeq and is a predicted model, not a curated record. NCBI's taxonomy places the organism in Eukaryota, Metazoa, Chordata, Actinopteri, Cyprinodontiformes, Rivulidae. Gene Ontology annotation, biological process: regulation of DNA damage checkpoint. Gene Ontology annotation, cellular component: nucleus.